UGUGUGUGUUGGGGGGAAAGUGGGUGUCGCUGUGUAGAAUAAUUAUACGAGACAAGGGAGGCAUUUUCUGACGGGUGGCUUCACAGAAGACUCAACAACUCGAGGUUUGAGGACUGCUCUGCCUUCAUCUGUAACAAGGGUCCCGUGAACGGAUUCGAAUUGGAUUUUCGACAGGUAGGACUGGUCGAAAUGUGGAUAUAAUGUAUCCAAACCAUAGACUGUGAUCCAAACACACAUCGUCUCCAGAUUCUGAACUCUUAAGUGGACCUAUGAUGAUCUGUCUGCGGAGAGACGAGAAGGGUGCAAGCCAGCACAGAAGCACCGCGGACUGUUGUUGUCUGAGAAAUGAUAACAAAUAAACGACACGGAAAGGAACAUGGUUGAAAGGACCAGUAAAUUUCUGUUGAUCGUCGUCGGAUCUGUCUUCUUCAUGCUUAUUUUGUACCAGUACGUGGCGCCCGGGGUGAUAAACUUCGGCUCCCCGCACGGGUACGAAGAGGACAUGACCAUUUUCCCCACUCCGGAUCCGCACUAUGUGAAAAAGUACUACUUCCCUAUUAAAGAUCUCGAGCGCAAAAUAGAUUUCGAAAUCAAGGGGGAAGACGUGAUUGUGUUUCUCCACAUCCAAAAGACCGGCGGGACGACAUUCGGGCGGCAUCUAGUCCAAAAUGUUCGACUGGAGCUUCCGUGUGAUUGUAGACCGGGUCAGAAGAAGUGUACUUGCUACCGUCCGAACCGAAAGGAGACCUGGCUGUUCUCUCGCUUCUCCACCGGCUGGAGUUGCGGCUUGCACGCGGACUGGACCGAGCUCACCAACUGCGUCCCCGGAGUUCUCAACAAGAAAGAAAGCAAGUCGAAAAAAACGAGAAAGUUCUACUAUAUCACUCUACUGAGGGACCCCGUUUCCCGCUACCUUAGUGAAUGGAGGCAUGUUCAGCGCGGGGCGACGUGGAAGACAUCCCUGCACAUGUGCGAUGGUCGGACUCCCACUCCCGAAGAGUUGCCACCCUGCUACGAGGGCUCAGACUGGUCGGGGUGCAAUUUGCAGCAGUUCAUGGACUGCCCCUACAACCUCGCCAAUAAUCGCCAAGUGCGCAUGCUGGCCGACCUCAGCCUGGUGGGCUGCUACAACCUCUCCACAGUACCUGAGAAGAGGCGCUCACAGCUCCUGCUCGAAUCGGCCAAGAAAAACCUGCGAGACAUGGCUUUCUUCGGCCUGACGGAGUUCCAGCGAAAAACGCAGUACUUGUUUGAACGCACCUUCCACCUCAAGUUCAUCCGGCCCUUCAUGCAGUACAACAGCACGCGGGCGGCUGGAAUCGACCUGGAUAAUGACACGAUACAGCGCAUAGAGGAACUCAACGAUCUGGACAUGAAGCUGUAUGACUAUGCCAAAGACCUGUUUCAGCAGCGCUACCAGUACAAGCACAUGCUGGACCGCCGGGAGCAGAGACUACUGAGAGGACAGGCGUCUUUCCACAGCCCGUUCCGAGAGGACCGAGCCGGAGGAGAGGGUACAGCACGCCUGCCAACCGAGGACUACAUGAAUCACAUCAUCAACGGAUGGUAACCGCCCACCCCUCUCCAGAGAGACCGAAAAAGAGACACAGUAACAAAGGAGAGGGGGAAUAAAGAGACCCAAGUGGAAUAUCCAUUUCGAGACAGGAGAAUUUAACGCCUCUUCCUUUGGGCGGGAAUAUGGGACCAGAGAACGUUCAAGAAAUGAGUCUUUGAGCAUUUCAAUUGGUGCAGCAUCUCAUGGGCCUUUUUUAAAUAAAAGUUAUGGCAUAACAUUAAAUUAUUAGCGAUUUUUGUUUAUUUGUUUGUUUGUGCCACAAAGUUUUCUUAACCUCUGUGCUGCAGUGUUUCUCAAAAAGUGUGACUGAAAUGAACAAACAGGUUUUAAUAUCUGGUUCACAUGAAUACCUGAGAAUCUAUGAACUCUUCAGGAAAGUAUAAAGAUUGUUUAUAUAUAUAUA
This is a messenger RNA of Cyprinus carpio (common carp), 1979 nucleotides long. RefSeq names its product heparan-sulfate 6-O-sulfotransferase 1-B-like. The record is from RefSeq and is a predicted model, not a curated record. Gene Ontology annotation, cellular component: membrane. Gene Ontology annotation, molecular function: heparan sulfate 6-sulfotransferase activity. Lineage: Eukaryota; Metazoa; Chordata; Actinopteri; Cypriniformes; Cyprinidae.